AUGGGGCUCACGGCAGAAACCAACCGCGUCGUGCAGGAGUUCGACCUCAACGAUGCCGACCUCAACAAGGGCGUCACUGAGUUCCUCAGCCAGAUGGACCAGGGCCUCGAGAGGGACGGCACCAGCUUGAGUCAGAUUCCUACCUACGUCACUGGCGUCCCUAACGGCACCGAGAAGGGCCUCUACCUCGCCGUCGAUCUAGGUGGAACGAACUUUCGGGUCUGCUCCAUCCAUCUGAAUGGCGACACAACAUUCAACCUUACUUACUCAAAAGUCGCCAUACCCAAGGAGCUCAUGACAGCCAAGACAGCCCAACAGCUGUUUGGCUUCCUGGCAAAGCAGAUCGAGGUCUUCCUCCGCACACACCACAGCGAGCACUUUGAGCACCGGCUAAGGAGACGCUUCACAUUCAGCAACCCCGAGGGCUUCAAGGAUGAGGAAGUGUUCCGUCUUGGCUUCACAUUCAGCUUCCCCGUUCAACAAAUCGGCAUCAAUAAGGGCAUUCUGAUGCGCUGGACAAAGGGGUUCGAUAUCGCCGACGCGGUGGGCAAGGAUGUUUGCCAACUGCUGCAGACUGAGAUUGACAAGCUCGGGCUGCCAGUCAAGGUCGCCGCGCUCGUCAACGACACCGUGGGAACACUGAUGGCUCGCUCGUACACAUCACCUGGCAAGAAGGGCACUGUUCUGGGAGCAAUUUUCGGCACCGGCACCAACGGAGCAUACGUGGAGAAGCUCUCAAAUGUGAAGAAGCCCGUGCAGGGUGCCUUUGACAGAACCACAGGAGAUAUGAUCAUCAACACCGAGUGGGGUUCUUUCGACAACCAACUGAAUGUACUUCCCAACACGACAUGGGACAAGCAAUUGGACAAGGACAGCAUCAACCCGGGGAUUCAAAUGUUCGAGAAGCGUGUUUCUGGCAUGUUCCUGGGCGAAAUUUUGCGUCUGGCCGUUGUCGACCUGCUGAAGAAUGAGAACGUGCAGCUCUUCAAGGACGAGAACUCCAGCAAGAACGACUGGCGGUCGACAACAACCGUCGCUCAAGAAUCUGGCAUUUUCAAGCAAUGGGGAGUUGACACAGCCAUCAUGUCUGUUGCAGCCGCAGACAACACCCCCGACCUCGGUACUUUGCGUCAGGCCCUGGAGGACCAGCUCCUCGUGUACAGCCCCUCCUUGGAGGACGCGCAGGCGUUCAAGUCUAUCGCCGAGUCCGUCGGCCGGCGCGCUGCCCGUCUGUCGGCCAUCAGCAUCGCUGCUAUUGUCCUGAAGACUGGCAAGCUGACCGAUCCGGAAUGGGAGGGCGAGCCGAUCGACGUAGGAGUGGACGGCAGUCUCGUCGAGCACUACCCAUACUUCCGCGACAUGAUUUACGAGGCGUUCCAAGCCAUUGAGGGCAUCGGCGAGGAAGGCGCCAAUAAGAUCCGCAUCGGCAUUGCGAAGGACGGGUCUGGCGUCGGUGCUGCGCUCAUUGCUCUCGUCGCGACAGGCGAGGAGAAGACCCAACCCACACCUGACUUCCUGGAAGAGCAACGUGUUUCUUCAUUCUCUAUUCCUGCAAUCCGGUGGCACUUGCGCAAGGUCCAGCCGUGGCAGUGGGCCGGACUGGGACUGAUCGCAGGGCUCGUGGCGAUCAGGAAGAAGGAGUUCUUUGCGGGUCUUUGGGGGCGUUUCGUGGCUCGGAACUAA
Molecule: messenger RNA, 1683 nt
Organism: Diaporthe citri
Lineage: Eukaryota; Fungi; Ascomycota; Sordariomycetes; Diaporthales; Diaporthaceae
Exons: 4
Coding region: 1-1683 (560 amino acids)
Biological process (GO): glucose 6-phosphate metabolic process; glycolytic process; intracellular glucose homeostasis
Cellular component (GO): cytosol; mitochondrion
Molecular function (GO): D-glucose binding; mannokinase activity; glucokinase activity
Source: RefSeq, a predicted model, not a curated record